AUGGCAUCCGACGAAGAUGUAUUCUCGCAUCUAUCCAGUCGCCCUGACUACCUACUCGGCCCCAUGAUUACCGUCGACGAACCAGCAAAUCUAUGCACCCUCGCGCGCCAUCCUGGCCCUUCAUCCCUAGGCCGCCUCGACCCUCUAUCGCUCGAAAUAUUACAUGAGAUCUUAUAUCUAUUAGACAUCAAGUCUCUCUCUCGUCUUUCGCGCGUAUCCCACCGGGGUAGAGCCACGGUUGAGUCGCUACCAAUAUACCGCACUCUCAUGAAAUGCGUACCGGAUACCCUCAAGGCACUUGGUCAAACCCGUCUUCUUCGCUUCUAUACAGCUAAUCAACUGCGUGCCGUUUUACGAACUAAAGAUUGCGUUAUAUGUGGAAAAUUUGGUCCCUUUGUAUUCCUUCCAACCGCUGAACGAUGCUGCUAUUACUGUCAACUUUAUCACAAACGUUUUAGGAUGAUUUCUAUCCCGAGGGCUCAGACAAUCCAUAACCUCGAGCGGCGCGAGCUUAACAGACUCAAUGUUCUGAACACUAUCCCUGGCGUUUAUAAAACACAGGUGGUCAAAAAAUGGCGGCGGCUGAGGCUGGUUACUUACGACGCCGCGUCGAAACUUGCAAAGGCCAAGGUCGCGGAGGAACGCGCAAGGAAUAAAUCCUCGGCUCCUAUCCCAGGCACCAAUAUAACAACUUUUGGUGCUCCUGCUGGGGCUACCAAUGAUGGUCUCGACUCGGAAAAUCUAAUGUUGGCCUGUUGCAUGAUGCCAUGGCCUGAUUCGGAUGACAGUGAUUUGAGCCCACAGAAUAAUGAGUUCGGCGGUAUGUCAUCAAUACAAUUUCCAUAUUUGCGGCCUGACAACGUGCUUGAGCAUGGGCAUUUGUGCAAGGGUUGUGAGUGGGUAUAUUCGCACUACGAGUCCAAGGAUCUCCCUGACAGUGUGCUGUAUGACUUGGAACUCGGGAGUGAGUACCAAGUGUCUCAUGCACUUCAGGAGAAGAGCUUGCGGGUUAUGGUAAAGAGCGAGUUCCUAACGCACGUUGCAGAGUGUUACGGCGCGCAGAAAUUACUCGCUCUCCUCGAUACUGAAGGGCAACGUAAAUGA
This is a messenger RNA of Arthroderma uncinatum, 1104 nucleotides long. RefSeq lists its product as uncharacterized. Gene Ontology annotation, molecular function: protein binding. Bases 1 to 1104 code for a protein of 367 amino acids. The transcript has a single exon. The record is from RefSeq and is a predicted model, not a curated record. NCBI's taxonomy places the organism in Eukaryota, Fungi, Ascomycota, Eurotiomycetes, Onygenales, Arthrodermataceae.